This is a messenger RNA of Suillus bovinus, 926 nucleotides long. Its product is annotated as AAA domain-containing protein. The record is from RefSeq and is a predicted model, not a curated record. NCBI's taxonomy places the organism in Eukaryota, Fungi, Basidiomycota, Agaricomycetes, Boletales, Suillaceae. Bases 168 to 875 code for a protein of 235 amino acids. The transcript is spliced from 5 exons.
ACCUGGAACCGUGAAUUUCACAUUAUAAAAUUAUUUUUGAGUUAGGUGUCCUCCGUGUGAGUUAAUUUUGAAUCACAGCUCCAAGUUGAAUUACUUUCGUCGCUUCCAACUUGGUAGAAGCCUUUAUAUACAUAACUCUAGACACCACAGAGUCGCAUCCAGAGAGGAUGGAUCAAUCUAGGACCUCGCAAGAUCCGGCGCCGUUCGCUGGCACACAGACGAUGCUUAUCCUUGUUGGACUGGUGGCAUCAGGAAAGUCCACGUUUGCUCAGGCACUCGAACGUCACUUUCCGCAAUUUCGCAGAUGUAAUCAAGAUGAGCUUGGGACGAGACAGCGCGUCGAGAGUUUAGCUCACCGCACGCUCCGCGAAGGCUUAUCGCCCUGUAUUGACAGGUGCAAUUUCGAUGCGAUACAGCGAUCACACUGGAUCAAUAUCGCUCGCCAGUUUCCUGGUACUCCGAUCAGCGUUAUUGUUUUCGAUACCCCCUAUCAGGUCUGCUCCGCUCGUCUUCAGGAAAGAAGUUCACAUCCAACCAUUAAGAACCCCCAGCAAGGUCAAUCUAUUCUGGCUAGGUUUGCAUCAGACCUUCAGUUCCCGCAACCCAACGAAGGGCAUGAUCACAUUCUUUACUUGAAGCCUUCGGACCACCCUCAUCCCGAGUACACGGGCGAAGACAUUGGUUUGAUAUUACAACGGCUCCAAGCUUCUACAUAUUUCAAACGGGGAAACCUUUCAGCCCCCAUUCAGAGACAAGGUCGCGGGUACGGAGCUCAUCGCGGUGGCAGGGGCCACCGCUUUCCGUCCAGCAGACUUCCCAAGUCCUAUUCUGGAACGAGACUAAAUGACAAGACAAAUACUUCGCACAUAGCCUAGUGUUAAAUUUUCAAGUGACCGGAGACCACGCUUUCUGAUGUGACAAAAACC